Nicotiana attenuata is the source of this 1297-nucleotide messenger RNA. Its product is annotated as transcription factor ILR3-like. Gene Ontology annotation, biological process: intracellular iron ion homeostasis; regulation of DNA-templated transcription. Gene Ontology annotation, molecular function: protein dimerization activity; DNA-binding transcription factor activity. The coding region runs from base 325 to 1056 and encodes 243 amino acids. NCBI's taxonomy places the organism in Eukaryota, Viridiplantae, Streptophyta, Magnoliopsida, Solanales, Solanaceae. The record is from RefSeq and is a predicted model, not a curated record. The transcript has 5 exons.
CUUACCCAUAGUUGUUGCAAUUUCAAAAUGAUGAUUGAUGAAUGAAAGCUACUGAUGUAGUGAAGCAGCAAAAAUCAUGCCACUUUUACAAAAGAGCGUUUACUUUUGAGGAGUUAGAAAAUCCAUUUAAUGACGAAAUGCACUUUGUCAUUCUCAUUGCUGCCGUCAAUUCUCCGCCGUCCUCAUCCAUUUGAGCAACCAAAGAAAAUGAUAUAUAUAUUUCUGAUGCUAUCAUUUCAACUACUGCUACUAUUACUACUUUACUCAAUUAUUCCUUAUAGUGUUCAGAGCAAAUUGAGGAACUGAAGAACACAAGUUUACCUGAUGGAGAUUGAUUCAAGUGGGAAUCCCAAUUGGCUAUUUGAUUAUGAGUUGAUGACUGAUAUCACUUCCGCCGCCUCCGUCGCCGUCGCUGAUUUCCAGUCCCCGGCCACUAUUGACUUCAGCUGGCCUGCUCAAACAAUCUAUGCUUCCUCUAAUCUCAUUGCAGAAACAGAUUACACAUUUGAUGAUUCAGAAGUCAGUAAGGAGGCAAGCUCGCGAAAGCGAUCGAGAAUUGAAUGUUGCAACUCCCCGAGAUCUAAGGCAAGUCGAGAGAAAUUGCGGAGGGACAGACUUAAUGAGAGGUUCCUUGAAUUGAGCUCUGUCCUUGAUCCAGGAAGACCACCUAAAACUGAGAAAGUUGCAAUUCUGAGUGAUGCUCAAAAGAUGCUGAUUGAGCUGCGAGCUGAAACGCAGAAGCUGAAGGACUCAAACGAGGAGCUGCAAGAGAAGAUUAAAGAACUUAAGGCAGAGAAGAAUGAGCUCCGUGAUGAAAAGCAAAGGCUAAAGGAAGAAAAGGAGAAUUUGGAGCAGCAGGUUAAAAACUUAGCUUCUAAACCAGGCUUUCUCUCCCAUCCUUCUGCCAUGGGAGCUGCAUUUACUGCACAAGGACAAGUCGCUGGCAACAAAAUGAUGCCUUUCAUUGGCUAUCCUAGUGUUGCGAUGUGGCAAUUCAUGCAACCUGCUGUUGUUGACACAUCACAAGAUCAUGUGCUCCGUCCACCAGUUGCUUAAGCUGGACUUUCCAGGUGACUUGCUACUGGAGCUUUAGUCUUUUUGUUGCUCCUAUGCAUGUUAAAGGUGACAGACAAACUGAGACAAUUUGCUGGUUGUAUUUAUUGGUCUUUGAUGUAUGAGUACGUCUUGACGAUUUACUAAAUCGUGUACAUGCUGGGUACUCACUGGGAAAACAGUUUGUGUAUUAUAAUUCCUAAAUGGAUUCCUUCUGAAAUAAUAAAACUUGGUUUUAUGUAUA